AUUUAGCUCUUAAUACUUCUAAUAUUAAUGCAGAAGGUAAUACUAUUGUUUCUGAUAUUUAUAUUGAACAAGUAAUAUAUUGGCUUAAAACAAAUUAUCUAACAAUUACUGCUGAAAAAUCAAAAGUUAAAGAAAUAAUUAAACAACAAUUCUUUCAAAGUUUUUUAUUUGAUAAUAAAUUAGAAGUAAGAUAUAUUGGUCUUAAAAAUCUGAUUUCUAUUUUAUUACCAAAAUUAGAACAAAAUGAAAAACAAAAAACUGAAUUGAUAUUAAAAAAGUAUAAUUCAAAUUCUUAUUUAGUUAUUUCUUAUUUACAAUCUAUAGCUAAUACAAAAGAUCUUUAUAUAACAAAUAAUACAGAUAUGACUAAAAAAGAAAUUGAAAACUUUAUAAAAUCUAUAAUAAUAUCUACACAAACUCAAUUUGUCUUAUAA
Scutellospora calospora is the source of this 434-nucleotide messenger RNA. The record is from the annotation of a GenBank genome assembly. Lineage: Eukaryota; Fungi; Glomeromycota; Glomeromycetes; Diversisporales; Gigasporaceae.